AUGAGCAGGCUUUCUCUCGAGUGCGCCGCCUCCACCACUGGGUCCCAGACCCGAAUGCAGUCGGUCCGCGCAAAUACCCCGAUGCCGUACUCGGAGCAUCCCUCCGACACGAGCGACUGGGAGAUGGAAGGGGACGAUGAUGAAGAAGAAGAAGAAGAAGAGACAGACAUUGUGCCGUCGCCGACGGGGUUCAGGUACAACAUCUCCCGCCUUUCGCCGAGAGCCCGGCAGAUGGUUAAGGGGCUGUUCAACCAGGCACGGGUCAAGGAGCCACCUCAGAUCUCGCUGGAACUCUGCGGCAUCAGGGAAGAGGAUCCUGAAGGCAACGGCUUCUUCUAUGCCUUCCAGAUGCACGAGGUGGUGCCUUGCUCCGUCCGGAUCGGCUCCCGGAGGAGCGGGGAGUUCUCGACCCCGCGGUGCGAAUGCCCCGAUGCUCGGUAUCAAGGAGCGCGGCCCUGCAAGCAUCUCGUCUGGCUCUUUGACAGGAUCUCGAAGCAAGCGCUUUUCGACCACGAUCCUGACUCGGAGCUGAUGCUGACCGAGUUCGGCUACCCCGAGGAACUGGGAGACCCCUUCGACCAGAUAUCACAGAUCGGACUCGACAUCCUUGCCGACGAUCUCCGCUGCGACGCGUCCGAGCCCGACAGCGACGUGAUCGCUCCAAAUCCCGCUCGCGUGCGGGAGGCUAGGGAAAUGGUCGCGGCCGUGGCGGGCAUCCAACCCGGCGAGCUCGACGAGUACAGGCCGGACCUAGAAGAUUCGUACAGCCGGGACGCUCUGAUACGCCGUGGCGAUCUGGGCGCGACCCUGUUUUCCCUAAUCCUCGCCUCCCACUCCCUCGCCGAGUGGGUGCGCUCCGAGCUCAACCCAUCCGACCCUGCUGUCGACCCAUUCCGAAGUAUUCAACACCGAGUGAUGCACAUCAUCCGGCAGCUGGACGCAUGCUCGAGCACCGGGGGAGCCCCAGAAGAAGUUGCCGAGAAGGGGUGGUGGAGACGCGCAGAUGGACCCCGAAACGCAGACUGGGCAUGUGUUCAGAUCCAGCGCAGCGUCAAGAAGAUCGAGAAGCUCGUCUCCCGAGGCCCCAGUCCACUAACCGAGUCGGCACGGUCGUCCGCGGCACGGUCUCUCGUCGUCAUCCUGAAGGCGGUGGUCAGCCACCGCGACCUGUACGCACCCCUCAUCGGGGACCGCGACACGGGCUUCGUCCACUCGGCGCUGGACAUGCUCGCCGACCAGAGCCAGUUCAUCGACGCGCUCGAAGAGAUCAUGGACCGCGUCGGCGUACGCGGCGCCCCGCCGUCUUACGUGGCCAACAUGCGCCGCCUGAUUGAGCGCAUGCGGAGCCAUUGUACAACCGAACAACAUGUUGACGAAGCAAGCGGCCUGCGUGGCGUCAGGCGCAGCGAGACGCCGCCGCUUCUGCCUCCGGACCAACAACCCCCGCCGCCGGGAAUCAGCGGCAACGCCAGCGUGCCAUUUCUCACUCCCGUCCGGGCGGCGAGCACUAUUCGCGGACGCGGAAGGGGUGGUGGCGGCAGCGGCAGCGGCAGCGGCAGCAGCCAGAUCGGAGGUGGCGGCCGUGGAAGGGGCGGCAAAGGGGGGAGGGGCGCGAAACGAACCGUCUCCCCGAGCAGCCCGCCGCUGGAUGGCCCCGAGAUUGCCGCGAAGAGAGCUCGCGGUUCGUGA
Molecule: messenger RNA, 1689 nt
Organism: Thermothelomyces thermophilus ATCC 42464
Lineage: Eukaryota; Fungi; Ascomycota; Sordariomycetes; Sordariales; Chaetomiaceae
Exons: 2
Coding region: 1-1689 (562 amino acids)
Molecular function (GO): zinc ion binding
Source: RefSeq, a predicted model, not a curated record